GCUUCGGGCGCGGUCAGCCCCCUGCCCAGGUGUGCGGACCGGAGCCGAACUCCGUCCCGGAGGCCCCAGAGCCCGGAGGGAGGAGCGCCUGCUGGAGUUAAGUUCCCCGGGAGUUGGGCGCGGGGCGCUCCGGUGCCCGAAGCGGGGCCGGCGCCCUGGGUCUGGCCCUGCCGAGCCGUGAACGCCGCGUCGCCGGACAGUGGGGGAGCACCGCGCUUGCAGCGCCUGCCCCGCCUAGGUUGGCUCCUAACGCGGGGUGACCCGAGCGGUGCCCCUGUGGGCCGUGCAUCUGUGCGGGUGUGCAGGUAUCUCACCGAGGACGCCGCCGGCCCGCAGGCAGGUGGAGAGAGAACUUGUGGAGUACAUGAGCUCAUCUGUAUUAGAAAAGUAUCUCCAGAGGCAGUUGGAUUUUUGUCAGCUGUUGGGGUGUUUAUUAUCUUGAUGCUGCUCCUUUUUCUCUAUAUUAAUAAGAAGUUCUGUUUUGAAAAUGUUGGCGGGUUUCCAGAUCUUGGAUCAGGAUAUGGUGCAAGGAAGAAUUCACAAGAUAAAAUGUAUAAUUCCUACAUGGACAGAGAUGAGCAUGGUUCGUCGUCUGAAAGUGAAGAUGAAGCUUUGGGUAAAUAUCAUGAGGCUUUGUCCAGAACACACAGUUCUAGACUGCCAUUGGUAGAUUCUAGACAAAAGAACUAUGCUUGGGAAACAAGACAAAAGUACAGUCCUUUAUCUGCGGAGUAUGAUGGAUACAGUAGUGAAGCGUCAGUAGAUGAAGGAAACUGCAUUCAGAGAAUGAGAAGAACACCCCCACUGGACGAGCUGCAGCCGCCACCGUAUCAGGAUGACAGUGGUUCUCCCCAUCUCUCAUGUACCCCCUCAGAGAUUGGGGACAGUAAGUGUGAGUUUUCCCACUGCAGCAACAGUCCAAGAUGCUCGUAUAACAAAUGCCCAAGUGAAGGAAGCACAGGUCGCGAAGUAGAAAGUUUCCAUAAUAAAGGAUAUGAAGAAGAUGUUCCGAGUGACAGCACUGCGGUCUUGAGCCCAGAAGAUAUGUCAGCUCAAGGAUCAUCUUCACAGCUUCCUAAACCUUUUGAUCCUGAGCCAGAAGCUAAAUACGGCACUCUGGAUGUGACUUUUGACUAUGACUCACAAGAACAGAAGCUUUUGGUAACAGUGACAGCUGUCACAGACAUCCCAGCAUAUAACAGGGCAGGUGGCAACUCAUGGCAAGUACACCUUGUUCUUCUACCUAUAAAGAAACAGAGAGCGAAAACCAGCAUCCAAAGAGGACCAUGCCCCGUCUUCACAGAAACAUUCAAAUUUAAUCACGUCGAAUCUGAGAUGAUUGGGAAUUAUGCAGUUCGCUUUAGACUGUAUGGAGUACAUCGCAUGAAAAAGGAAAAAAUUGUGGGGGAAAAGAUUUUUUACUUAACAAAAUUGAAUCUUCAAGGAAAAAUGUCAUUACCUGUGAUAUUGGAACCUUCUUACAAUCAUUCUGGCUGUGACUCCCAAGUGAGCGUGUCAGAGAUGUCCUGCACCGAGAGCGCAUCCUCUUGUCAGUCUCUAGAACAUGGCUCGGUUCCCGAGAUUCUCAUUGGUUUGCUUUACAACGCCACCACAGGAAGAUUAUCAGCAGAAGUGAUAAAAGGCAGCCACUUCAAAAACCUGGCUGCAAACAGACCACCCAAUACAUAUGUUAAGUUAACGCUGCUGAAUUCCAUGGGUCAAGAAAUGUCCAAAUGCAAGACAUCCAUCCGCAGAGGGCAGCCGAAUCCAGUGUACAAGGAAACUUUUGUGUUCCAAGUGGCCCUUUUUCAGCUGUCUGAUGUGACACUUAUCCUGUCUGUGUAUAACAAACGCAGCAUGAAAAGAAAAGAGAUGAUAGGAUGGAUUUCUCUAGGUCUGAACAGUUCUGGGGAAGAGGAACUCAGUCACUGGACUGAAAUGAAGGAGUCUAAAGGACAGCAAGUCUGCAGAUGGCAUGCAUUACUGGAGUCAUGACAGCUGGGACGGGAAGCCAGGCCACCCCAGGCAGCACCAUCAGCAGUUGCAACGCUGCUGUGUUCACCUGGUCACCCGUAGAAGAGCUUGUUCUUUGAAGAGUCAAAUCCAACAUUCUACCAAAUGCUUUAAAUUCCACGGAAAUAACAUCAACUGCUGGCGUGAAUGAAUGGCGUGGGUGUGGUGGAGUUUGUCUAACAAACUGAGAAACGUACAUUAUUGCUGUUGUACUAACAGUCCUCUGGAGAUUUAAUAACAUACUUUUGAUUUGAAGUUACUUUUACUUUAGCAAAAAAAGCCAGCAAUUUCAUGGGCGGUUAUGUGAUUUUAGUUAUAACACUGUUUUAGUAUCACUCUUCAUAGAAUCCGUAAAACAUAUUUUGACUGGCAGGUCCCUGGUGUUUAUAGUGGAAAGGAGGUCACCAUCUAUCUAAUGGGGAAGGGUUUUGACCACAUUGAAAAUAGUUUUUAUUUCUGAUAAAUUCAUUCUGUGUCCUUAGUUUCAUUGUGUCUCAGUUCUUUUCCAUAGUGCUAAAUCUAAAUGGAAGCAAGCAUUCAUUUUCAUAAAGGAAUUUUUAAGGUUUUUUCUUUAAGUUUAUUUCUUCCUUUGCUUCUGCUUUUCUUCAAAGAGACCAAGUCAAGUCCUGGUCCCUUGCAAACCUUUUGGACAGGUUGUACUGUAGAACUAUGUAACUUUCUGUUGAAAGCACUUCCUGUAUACUUGUAUUCCAAUAUAGGAAGCCAGUAGGGCAGUACUUUGAUUUAGAAUGUCUUCCAUGACUGACUCUUUACAAUUGUAGUAAUAUGGGAAAAAAAAUUUUAACAAACUGGAAAAUACAGUAGAUAAGCUAUUGAAAAUUGAAAAAAUUCAAGUUAAAGAAAACUUUAUCUGGUCUGUGUAUUUAGUAACCAACACUGUAUAAUCCAAAUAAGAAGCUCUUCUGUCUCUAAAUCUUCACUAAAUUGAAGAAUUUAUAUUGUGAUAUUAAGACUAUCCAGCUCUCAGUCUGAUUCAGAAAAUCAAGUUAGAAACAGUUCUGAGAUUCCUUAUGAAGUUUCCAGUGAUUUGUGACUAGAUUUUAUGAACUUUACAGAUAAUAUUCUUUAAUGUGAUGUCAUCCUGUGCCUUUCAUGUACGUGAAAUUUGCUCAUACAGCUUAGAAGUUGUAUUUGCAAAAUUAGGCCUUCGAUUUUUAUAAAUGUAAAGAUUCCUCAGAACAAUGUCACAAGACCUUUAGUUCCUCUAAAGUAUGCAAUUGUAUAAUGUACAAAUUUUUUUUAAAUGGCAAGGCAGUUUCAUUUGUUAUUUUUAUAUUUAGGAACUAAUUAAUCUGGAAUAUUAUAAGCUACUUUCUUUUAAUUUUGCUUCUUACCUGUUAUAUAAUUUUAUGCACAUACUUUAUUAAAUUGAGUAUGUUUUAUAUGUAUGAAAAACAUUUUCUUUUUCUCAUUUUGAGUUAAACUAGACAAAAAUUCUCUACUUACCAAUUAGUAAAAAGUAAUAUAUCAUUUUUCCUAGUCCCGUUUAAGUACUAUAUAUUUUUGCAAGCUAGAACUUGUUAUUGUCAUAAUAACAAAACCCUGCAUAUUCACUUAGCUGUACUGAAAGGCCUUAAAAGAAUCCAAAAGACCAUUAACUCCUAUAGUUUUUAGUUUAACAAAAGGCAGUUCUGUGGCUUUUUUUUUUUUUUUUUUUGGUUUUUGUCCGGUACCGGGAA
Messenger RNA from Chinchilla lanigera (long-tailed chinchilla), 3713 nucleotides. RefSeq names its product synaptotagmin XIV (gene Syt14). Lineage: Eukaryota; Metazoa; Chordata; Mammalia; Rodentia; Chinchillidae. The record is from RefSeq and is a predicted model, not a curated record.